AUGUGGAACCUCUUCGCCUCUAUCGCUGUAUUCCUAGCCCAUCAUGUUUCCGCCCACGGAGGUGCUCUGAACUAUACUGUUGGCAAGACAUGGUACCCAGGCUACGACCCCUACGGUGAUGAAGCCAUGCAAGACGCUGCCUCGUGGAUGCCACAACGAAAAUGGAUAUCCAACAACCCCAUCUUCGAAACCACCAACUCAUCCCUGUCCUGCAACACGCCCGGCACACCCGCCCGCGCUUACAUACCCAUCCGUGCAGGCGAGAAUAUAACCGCCGCGUACGCGUACUGGGUGCACACCGUCGGUCCUAUGAUAGCAUGGAUGGCAUACUGCGACAACGCCGACAACGACUGCACGACCUUCUCCAGCGAAACGGCAGACUGGUUCAAGAUCGGGGAGAAGGGGUUGUUGAACGGAAGCAUCGAGACUGGAGAGUGGUUCCAGAAAGCGUUCAGCAUGUGGGAUGGGAGCCCAAGUCUGUGGAGUGAGAGGGUGCCUGUAGGGUUGCAAGCGGGGAGGUAUUUGGUGAGGCAUGAGAUUAUCAGUCUGCAUUCGGCGAAUAAGCCGCAGUUUUACCCUGAAUGCGCGCAUUUAGAAGUCAGCAACGACGGCAAAGGUGUGAUUCCUAGCAAGGAAUAUAUGGUUAAGAUUCCAGGAGUGUGGAAUAUGGAUCAACCUGAGAUCAAUAUCGAUAUAUAUAGUCCCGAGAUCUCGACGAAGACGGUAUACAUUAUUCCGGGCCCACCCAUUUGGUCGGUGGAGACGUAG
Alternaria burnsii is the source of this 768-nucleotide messenger RNA. RefSeq names its product glycoside hydrolase family 61 protein. The coding region runs from base 1 to 768 and encodes 255 amino acids. The transcript has 4 exons. The record is from RefSeq and is a predicted model, not a curated record. NCBI's taxonomy places the organism in Eukaryota, Fungi, Ascomycota, Dothideomycetes, Pleosporales, Pleosporaceae.